Molecule: messenger RNA, 1774 nt
Organism: Musa acuminata subsp. malaccensis (wild Malaysian banana)
Lineage: Eukaryota; Viridiplantae; Streptophyta; Magnoliopsida; Zingiberales; Musaceae
Product: scopoletin glucosyltransferase-like
Molecular function (GO): UDP-glucosyltransferase activity
Source: RefSeq, a predicted model, not a curated record
CAGAACAACCACCAUCAAUUAAAGACUAAAAUAUAGGAGCGAUGAUGUCAGAUCAGGCAACUUUUCCGAAGCAUUUCUAAUUUAUGAGAAUCCCAUCGACUUCCUCCCAUUGACUUCCUCGCUCUCCGUUUCUUCUCUCUGAUAGUUCGGCGUUUCGCUUUGGGUAGGAGGCAUAGCCAUGGCCGAUGACGCGAGUCAGCCACUCCGCGUCUUCUUCUUCCCCCUGAUGAGCCCCGGCCACAUGAUCCCUAUGAUCGACAUCGCCAAGCUUUUCGCCCGCCAUGGCGCCGCCGUCACUGUCGUCACCACACCCGGCAACGAGCCCCUCGUUCGCCCAGCCAUCGAUCGCCGCCACGACGGGACGCCCGUCGUCGACCUCCUCCUCCUCCCCUUCCCUGACUCCGUCGCCCACCUUGUACCCUCCACAGGUGAGCACCUCGGCGCCAUAACUACUGCAGAGCAUGCAGACUUCAUGAACGCCGUGUUCGCCCUCGCCGGCCCCCUCGACGACCUCCUCCGCCAACAUCGCCCCGACUGCCUCGUCUCCGAUGCCAUGUUCCCUUGGACCUCCGCCACCGCCGCCCAACUCGGCAUACCUCGCCUCGUCUUCUACGGCCCCGGCGCCUUUCUCCUCUGCGUCCAUCGGAGCAUCGAGUUCCGCGGCCACCACGCCGCCGUCUCCUCCCGUUCCGAGCGCUUCGCCAUCGAGGGACUCCCCCACCGCAUCCACUUGGAACCGUCCGAGAUCUCUCCCAUCUUCAAGUUCACCGAGAUGGUGCUCCAGCAAAGAAAGGCGGAGGAGAGUAGCUUUGGCGUCCUCGUCAACAGCUUCUACGAGCUCGAGCCGGACUACGCCGAUCUCUUCCGCAAGGAACCCGUCACCAAGGCGUACUACGUAGGUCCGGUCGCCCUCUGCGACCAGGAGAAGGAGGCCCAAAGGGGCAGCCGGAGCAGUCCGCACCUCGGCCGCUGGCUGAGCUGGCUCGACUCCAAGCCGGCGGGCGCCGUCGUCUACGUUUGCUUUGGUAGCCUCUGCGAAUUAUCUAAUGACCAGUUCAAGGAUCUCGCGCUCGGACUCGAGGCCUCCGGUCAUCUGUUCUUGUGGGUGGUGAGGGAAGGCGCCGGUUGCCCGCCGGCGUGGCUGCCGGACGGGUACGAGAGGCGGGUGGAGGGGAGGGGACUGGUGAUCCGAGGGUGGGCACCACAGGUAGCGCUCCUGGGCCACCCGGCGGUGGGGGGUUUCGUGACGCACUGCGGGUGGAACUCGACGCUGGAGGGGUUGACUGCCGGGAAGCCGAUGGCGGCGUGGCCGUUAAAUUACGACCAGUUCGUUAACGAGAAGUUACUGACCGAGGUGGCAGGCGUCGGAGUGCGAGUGAGGCGGAGCGAGGCGGUGGGUGCGGCGAGGGUGAGGGCGGAGGAGGUGACAGCUGCGGUGCGGGAGCUGAUGGGGGGAGGGGAGGCGGCGGCGGAGAGGAGGCGGAGGGCGAGGGAGUACGCAGCGAUGGCUAAAGCGGCGAUGAAGGAAGGAGGGUCGUCGUACCAAGACAUGACGUGUUUGAUGGAGGAGCUGAUGGCGUGCCGGGAGCGCAAACCAGGAGGUGCGUUGAACGGAGAUGUCGGACUAUAGAUCUCCUCAUCUGCGUGAUGCUUCGCUGGUCAACACUGCUGUUGCUUGUGUUUUCAUGUUUUAUCUGUUCGGUUCCAUGCAAACAUUGAUUAUCAACACGCAUCAGCCUACAAAUAAUAUGCAAUCAAUUACUUUUUUAUCUUA